GAACCUCUUCCAGGGUUGCAAAAAGCUUCUCAUAAGUUGAAAAUUGAGUUCAAGACAAUUUGAAACCAUUUCACCAGUUUUCUCUUCUCUUUCCAGGCAAGGCAUAUGUGGAGAGUUCAGUGGCAGAAUAUUUAAGGUAUGUGGGCAAUCUGUGGCAAGUCCAUCUAAGAAGGUGUGACCAGCUACAAGAAUCAGCUGACCUUGAGUACGGAGACUCAGAAGUGCCAGCAAGACCAGAAAAGGAACUGACUGGAAGAAUAUUGCUAUACAUAGAAGAAGUGGUUCACAUACUUCUGCAACAAUCAUUGACUUAGAAUAAAUACAUCAGUAAAAACAUCAGCAGUGAAAUGACAGAUUCUGGUGCUCUUUGAUUUUCUGGUGGAUUUUAUUACUUGGACAUUGCUAUUGACAUUUUUACUAUCCCAGUUAAUAAAUCUUGAAUCUCUCUGUACAUAAAAAUAUAACUGGACAAUUGCAUUUUGAUACUUUAAGUUUUUAAUGUUAGAUAAUUUGCCAAGAUGAGUGCCGAAGGAUAUCAAUACAGAGCUUUAUAUGACUACAGAAAAGAGCGAGAAGAAGACAUUGACUUGCACUUAGGAGAUAUAUUAACUGUGAAUAAAGGUACCUUACUAGCACUUGGAUUCAGUGAAGGGGAAGAAGCAAAGCCUGAGGAAAUUGGCUGGUUGAAUGGCUUUAAUGAAACCACAGGGGAGAGGGGGGAUUUCCCAGGAACUUACGUAGAGUACAUUGGAAGAAAAAAAAUAUCCCCCCCAACUCCGAAGCCUCGUCCUCCUCGACCCCUUCCUGUAGCACCAAGUCCUGCAAAAGUUGAAGCCGAAAGUGAGCAACAAGCUUUUUCACUUCCAGAUCUUACAGAACAGUUUGCACCUCCUGAUGUUGCUCCACCGAUUCUUAUCAAGAUAGUGGAGACCAUUGAAAAGAAAGGUCUGGAGUGCUCAACUUUGUAUGGAACACAAGGUUCAAGCAGCUCAGCAGAAUUAAGACAAAUUCUUGAAUGUGAUGCUUCUUCACUGGAUUUAGAGACAUUUGAUGUGCACACUUUAUCAGAUGCUCUCAAGAGGUAUCUUCUGGACCUGCCAAAUCCCAUCAUUCCAGCAGCUGUUUACAGUGACAUGAUUUCUGUAGCUCAAGAAGUGCAGAGCUCAGAAGAGUAUGCUCAGUUGCUGAAGAAACUCAUCAGAUCUCCAAAUUUACCUCCCCAGUAUUGGCUCACACUCCAGUAUUUGCUCAAACAUUUCCUCAGAGUUUGUCAAGCCUCCAGCAAAAAUCUUUUGAAUGCAAGGUCUCUGGCUGAAAUUUUCAGCCCUCUGCUUUUCAAAUUUCAGAUAGCAAGCUCUGAUAAUACUGAAUAUCACAUAAAAAUCCUAGAGGUUUUAAUCACAAGUGAAUGGAAUGAGAGACAGCCUGUACCAGCACUGCCUCCUAAGCCACCAAAACCUAAUAGUGUAACUAACAACAGCAUGAAUAACAACAUGGCAUUACAAGAUGCUGAAUGGUACUGGGGAGAUAUCUCAAGAGAAGAAGUAAAUGAGAAGCUCCGAGACACUGCUGAUGGUACCUUUUUGGUACGAGAUGCUUCAACCAAAAUGCAUGGGGACUACACACUUACGCUAAGGAAAGGAGGAAAUAACAAAUUAAUCAAAAUCUUUCAUCGAGAUGGAAAAUACGGCUUUUCUGACCCAUUAACUUUCAACUCUGUGGUUGAGCUAAUAAACCACUACCGGAAUGAAUCUCUAGCCCAGUACAAUCCUAAACUGGAUGUAAAAUUAUUGUAUCCAGUAUCUAAGUACCAGCAGGAUCAAGUUGUAAAAGAGGAUAGCAUUGAAGCAGUGGGAAAGAAAUUACAUGAAUAUAAUACCCAAUUCCAAGAAAAAAGCCGAGAAUAUGACAGACUUUAUGAAGACUACACAAGAACAUCACAGGAAAUUCAAAUGAAAAGAACAGCUAUUGAAGCAUUUAAUGAAACAAUAAAAAUAUUUGAAGAGCAGUGCCAGACACAAGAAAGAUACAGUAAGGAAUACAUUGAAAAAUUUAAACGGGAAGGAAAUGAAAAAGAAAUACAAAGAAUCAUGCACAACUAUGAAAAACUGAAGUCUCGAAUCAGUGAAAUCGUGGACAGCAGACGUAGAUUAGAAGAGGAUUUGAAGAAGCAAGCAGCUGAGUAUAGAGAGAUAGACAAACGUAUGAACAGCAUUAAGCCAGACCUCAUACAGCUGAGGAAGACAAGAGAUCAAUACUUGAUGUGGCUGACUCAGAAGGGUGUUCGUCAAAAGAAGUUGAAUGAAUGGCUUGGAAAUGAAAAUACAGAAGACCAAUACUCUAUGGUAGAAGAUGAUGAGGACUUGCCCCAUCAUGAUGAGAGAACAUGGAAUGUGGGAAAUAUCAAUAGAAGCCAAGCCGAAAAUCUGCUGCGGGGAAAACGAGAUGGAACAUUCCUUGUUCGAGAGAGCAGCAAACAAGGCUGCUAUGCCUGCUCUGUUGUGGUGGAUGGAGAAGUAAAGCACUGUGUGAUAAACAAAACACCUACUGGAUAUGGAUUUGCUGAGCCGUAUAACUUGUACAGCUCACUCAAAGAACUGGUGCUACAUUAUCAACACACAUCACUUGUGCAGCACAAUGACUCUCUCAAUGUCACACUAGCCUACCCAGUAUAUGCACAGCAGAGGCGAUGAAGAUCUUAAUACUCUGGGUUGUUUGGGUUUUUUUCUGUAGAAAAGAUUUGACAACAUUGAGGCCUCUGGAGAGAAAAGGCUCCUUUCAGCCUUACUCAAGAAUUUGAGCUGCGGUAUCAAAGCUGUCUGUCUUCAGAUGGGACUAGAGCUUUCUUUCACAACUGCAGUGGGAGAAAUCACAGUACUAAGCUGUGAAUGUAUGUUUCUAAUCUGAAGUGCUUUUUUUUUAAUUAAGAAAAGAAAAACACAAGAGAGAGAAAUCCGAACCUGAUCUCCCUGCAGGGACAUAGAGGCCUUUAAGCUUGGUGCUUGUUUACGACCACUCCUGAAGCUUUACCAGCUAGAACAUUGGAUUCUCCAGACACAAGGUAUAAGAGGUCUUUGUCAUUUGAUUAGUGGAAUUUUCAUGGUCACAACCUGGCUUGGAUUUGGUGUUGCUGCACUCAGUGGAUCCAGACACACAGCAUUGUGGAUUUUUUGGUUUCUGGUGAAUGAUAUGUAGCAGAAUGGCACUUUUAUUUCUAGGGACACUUUAAAAGGACUUCAGUUACAGUAUGUUGUUCCGAGUAAUUGUAAUAGCAAAGUGCCAGGAAGUGUUUUGUUUAGAUGUUUGAAAUCCAGUUUUAAGAAUAUGAAACUGAAGAAAACGGGACUUUCAGUGGCAUACAAUAUAUAAUUAUGUACAUAGUGUUGGAUGACUAACUAUCAUGGAUGGAAACUAUCAAUACCAAACUGCAUCUUUUUUUCCUUUUCUGUUUGCUGAAAGCUAAAUUCUUAGAUCAUGCUAUGCAAUACUGAAUUUUCUUUAGGCUGUAGUCUUUUCUCAAGCAUAUCUACAGGUUAAGCUUGGUUUUCUUUCUUGAUUCCCUGUCUUCUAUUUCCUUUUGUUCUUUUGCCUGAGAAUAUAUUUCCUGAUGAUUAUUUUUUGUUACUCAUUUUGUUGUUUGUUUGUUUUUUGGUGGGUUUUUUGUUGUUUUUGUUUUGUUUUUUUGUGGGUUUUUUUUUUUGUGGGUUUUUUUCCCUUUUUUUUUAAUGUACAGAAAGCCAGCAACAGUUGGCUUCAGAAUUAAAACUAUGAAAUAUUCUACAAUUUUCUUUGUAUAGAAUAAUGAUCUACUAGCUCAGAGUUUUAAGAGUUAGUAUUUUUUUUUUUUUACUAUUUUGUUGGGCAGUGCCUGAUAAGCUUCAAAGCUGCUUUAUUCAAUAAAAAAAUACAUGAACAUUAUGAAACAUCACUGAGUCCAACAAUAUUGUUUCAGAAAUAUCUUUAGAAUACGGUACCACGCUGUUUGCUUCUUAAAGCAUUUUGAACUUCUGUCAUGAUUGUCUUUGUAUUUGGAAGAUGAAAAAUUGUGUAUCCUUCUCUGAUAGCAAUUGCAGAAAAACAGGGGAUAUUUAGCUAUUGGAGAAGAUAGUUUGGAUCUUAGAAUGAUUCCAUUUUUCACAGUAAAUAAAAGACUUCUUGACCUAC
Molecule: messenger RNA, 4164 nt
Organism: Pezoporus flaviventris
Lineage: Eukaryota; Metazoa; Chordata; Aves; Psittaciformes; Psittacidae
Gene: PIK3R1
Product: phosphoinositide-3-kinase regulatory subunit 1
Exons: 15
Coding region: 519-2693 (724 amino acids)
Biological process (GO): insulin receptor signaling pathway; phosphatidylinositol phosphate biosynthetic process
Cellular component (GO): phosphatidylinositol 3-kinase complex
Molecular function (GO): 1-phosphatidylinositol-3-kinase regulator activity; protein binding
Source: RefSeq, a predicted model, not a curated record